ACCUCCACCCUGCUAAUACCUGUUUGCUAAGCGAUAUAAGUAUUCUGCCACUGUUACCCUAAAGGCGGCUUUACACCUGGCAAUUCCUGGCCGGCAAUACAGCCGCGACGAUCUAGCGGUUAGACCAGCUGGGUGCUCUCGGGAGAAAGUACCUUCACAUGUGGGAGGAGCCGUGGGAGCAUCAAGACGUAAGCUGCUAGUAAAUGCACCAUGAAUUCAUCCCAGACACCCCAAAAGGCUACUACCAUAUCUUUAAACCACAAUGAGUUUGGUCCAUUAGCCUGAUAUUGUAGAAAUACUUUAUAUAAACGAGUUUUAUCAUUAGUAGUAUUGAUUGAUUGAGUGUUUAUUGUUGCAUUUAACAACAAAGGAGGAGGGAGGAACAUGCCAUUCCAACCCCCAGGCAUUACAUAGUGUGAUUAUAUAAUACACGAACAUAAUCGUUCCUUUCCUCCUUCGAUAUCUCGCAAAGAGAUAAACAUUUCCCGAAUAUUGCUGCCACUCUCUCAAAAGUUGUUGUGCGCAGACUCUGCCUCUUGUAGAGCUUAUCUUGUGGGUCCCACAAGUGUCGAUGCUGCCUCACUUCCUCUAGCAAUGCCACCUCGGCCUCCCGGCUCCAAAUCUUGUUAUCUGCAUCUGUCAUUUCUUGUUUUACUGGCGCCGACAUGUUAUUUACCCAGCCGUUAGUCGGCAAUACAAGACGGACACGCUCAGCUGCAGAGAACUUGCCGCGAGAAGGGCUCCCAGACCCAGACCAAAAAUGCUGCCGGCAGCACGUCACGGCUGUAUUGUUGCCAGGUGUAAAGCCGCCUUUAACAGUGCUGUUAAGGUCUUCACAAGCUUUGUGAAUAUCUGUUAGCGCUUAACAGAAAAAUGUUAAGACUAACAGGAAUAUGUUAAUCUUAACAGCUGUUUGGUAGUGGUAACAAGUUUUAUGUAUAUAGGCCCGGGCUGGCUGGGGAGAAAUCUCAGGCCAUUGUGACAUCAAGAUCAAGCUCAAUACAGGAUCACAACAGGAAGUGGCGCCUUGCAGGCAAGACUUCCGACAUCCAACUCAACUGAGCUGAGCGGCGGUCGCGGGACCCUGAAUUACCUGCCGCACGCCACACCGGGGACACACAGGCAGGGUGAGUGCAGGGCAGGGCGCGGCAAACAAACCCAGACCAUCUAUCAUAAAGUUGAGAGAAGGCAGAGUAAAAUGGGAGAUAAUAAAAAAUGCAAAGAGACUGAGAGAAGACUCUAACCAAGAAAAUAGGAAAGUUGGUAUAGCCCCGGACAUGACAAGAAAGGAGAGAGAAGAAAAUAGGAAACUGAGAGAGGAACUACAGCGUAAAAGAGAAGGAGGCCAAUGGAUGAUAAAGAAAGUCUGUCACACCAUCACAACCCCUCACCACCACCACCACCAUCACCACAAGCAGCGUCAUGGAGGCUGCAGGGAAUAGUGGCAGAAUGGCAGGACAGAGAAAGGUGAAGAACGGGAACACUGUCGGCAGCCCUGCGGAGUGUCCAGUGUGCCUGACAGGCUAUGAUGACACAGUGCAGCGGCCAUGCAACCUGCCCUGUGGCCACACUGUCUGCACGCUUUGCAUAGAUCAGCUGAAGAGGCAGGGCUGUGUUGCCUGCCCAGAGUGCCGCGUCAGCCACGCCGUGCCCGAGGGAGGGCAGUUCCCUGUCAGCUAUACUGUUGAGGCCCUAAUAAGAAUGAUGAGAGACGCUGAGGUGGCAGCAGCAGCAGCAGCCUCGCCGCCACCUAGUGCCUGGGAGGGGGAAGGAGCAGCAGCAGCUGACAAGAAGAAAGUGGCGGGUCUCUCUCAGAAAAUGCGUUCCUUCCUGCAGGAACAGGAGGCCAUAGUUGUGGCCGCCGUCACUGCCUGCCGGAAGGCUCAGUCGCAGCUGGACCAGUACCAGACGACCCUGGCAGACUGGGGCGAGCAGCAGCAGCAGCUGGAGGACAAGCUCCGGGGACUGGUGGACCAGAGCAUGAGUGUCAGGGAGCUCCUGCAGCAGGAAGACUCCCGUGCGGCGGCCAAGAAGGAGGAGUUGAAGAAGGGGGAGCAUGGGCUGCAGGCUGUGCUGGAGACGUUGCACACCAUUACAACAGAGCAAGAAGUAGGCGCAGUGGUGAGUGAAGUGUUUCGUUGCACUGGCGAGGCAGAGCAAGCGGUGGAGGAGUGCCGAGAAUGUUUUCCUGAUGCCAGCACCGUCACCACCAUCAGGAAGGUGAGAGAGGCAUCUAGUUCAGUUCUUGAGGCUGCCCAAGUUGUCCACUCGGCUCUGGAAACGAUUUAUACCAUUAUUACAGAGGAUCCAAGCCUCCAGUCAGACCCAGACUUCACCGUCAUAGACAGACUGCACCUCAUCUCGGCGGCAAACUUAAAGGCUGAGGACCUCCGCAACCUGACACAGCCAGCCAAGCACUUGCUGGAGGCUGGCCGGGUGUUUGCUGUCCACCAAGCGGAAGGUCGGCGCCGACACGCAAGAAUAAGCCUUGAAGCCGGCCAGCUAUACCUCCACGCCCUGAAGGACCAUCCCCCGCCACUGGGCGCAGCAACCCUGCAGGUGAGCGAGGCUGUGCCGCCCUCCCCCCCCUGCACGGUGUUCCUGGACUUGGCCUGGCCAGGCAGUGCACCGCGGCGGGUCCGAAUCCGUCUGAGCCCCGACACCCCGCGGGGCAGACAGUUCUUACUGUUGUGCACAGGGCAGGGUGGCCCCUCCUACAUUAACACCAUGUUCAACCAGCUAAUCAAGAUUGAGCAGCUUGGAGAGUAUGUGGUGAGCGGGCGCUUCGUGAGUAACAAUGGUCACUGGACAUCCGUCCUGCUGCCUGGCCUUGAUGAGGGUGAGUACCGGGAGUCCUGCCAGGCUGGUGAUGUGUUUGGGGUGGUGUGGAGAGACGUUACAGGGGAUGAGUGUGGUUACUUUGGCAUCUGCACCAGAGGGAAUCGGACUUCUUUGGAGAUGCCUCGUGUCUUCGGUGAGGUGGUGGACGGACUGCACGUGGUGGUUGAGGCAGCGCAACACAGGGACAUUGACGAGGUGACUGUAACAGACUGUGGUUUGGUGUUGUGAUGGUAAUGGCCACCAGAGCAAGAUUAUGGAGGUGACUGUGGUGGACUGUAGCAUAAUGUUGUGAGAGUAAGCCCAGCACCACCACCACCACAGCAAGAUUAUGGAGGAGACUGUGGUAUUUUUCUUAAUAUGCUUUAUUUCUUGUAAUAUCCAAGGAAACAUUUUGUGCAUUACAUAAACACUUGAUGUAAUGUUUUAAUUUUUUGCUGCAUUCUUGUAACAUCCAGGAUUAUACAGUCAAACCUCAGUUUACAAGUGUCUUAGUUUACGACUGUUUUGAUUUAUGAGCAAGAAAAUCCCAGAAAAAAUGCCUUGAUUUACGAGCGGUGACUUGGUAUACGAGCAUCCUAUUUGUUCCUCUUUUUUGUUGCUACCCCUCGGGUGGGGACACGGGAUAUAUGGAGGCCGUCAGGGUCGAGCGUGUAUGUCCCUUGGAUUAGGGACCGCAAACCCUUGCCGGGUGACGGCUCAUGAAGGGGAGGGGAGGAUACUGACUGACCGACUCUACCGGCUUAUGUCAGCCUCCCCGAUCAAGUCGGUCUUUUGACGAGGACUGGCGUGUCUCUUUGUACAAGUUGAAGAUGUUAGCGUGGGUUCCCUUUGUUUGCUACAAGACAAGAGUGCUCGGAGCAGAAAACAAUGGGAGUAGAACCUUAGUUAGGGCUUCCACCUUGAUCUAAAACAAAGAAGGAACGCAACAUCCCAUCCUCCAAUACAGAACGAAUCCAUAUUUUUAGGAACUGUUGGCAACCCUAAAAUAUCUCUGGCCUGCCAUGACUGACAGCCGCUGCCCGCUGCUAAUGAAUGGAAGAGGAUGGGGAGAGAGACGUUACGACGCAUAUUUUACACGUAUUUCAGGACAACCCUUGACCAACAUAAUUUCAUGGAUUGGUUUUGUGGUUCACCGAAAAAUGCGCUUAUAACAGUUUUAAAAUACUGAAUUUUAUCUGCUUAACCAUUCAAACAGCACUCUAUCUUGUCCAUAUGAUUGGAUGAACCAACAAUAUAUCUCGCUUUGUCACUCAUCAAGGACAAGACGCAUUAAUUUAGUCACAGUUAUGGGAUCUACAGUUCAUUAGGAGUAUUUCAGUAGAUACUUAGCGCCUUUGUAUGCAACGGAGUUUCUUAAAACGUCCUUUUGCUCGACAAAAUAUUGACAAAUGGCAUCGUUUCAAUUCCUUGUUUCUAACGAUGACGAUGAUGUUUUCAUACCGGGAAGUUCUUACUUAUCAUAGUGAUGCAAAAUGGCCUGUGGUGCAGCAGUAACACAACACUGACAACAGUAACUUCGUGAACUCUAUGUCCACCCACACCUGGCAGGGUUACCCACAGGAAGCUCAGGAAAUGGUCAUUGCCAUAGGCCUACGGAGGUGCGGCCAGCAAGACAGUGGCCGUACCCAUGUGCACCCCCCGCUUCGGCUUGCGCAGGACCCCCGAUUCUUGCCAAAAAUUGGAGAGAAUUCCUUAUAAUCUGGCAUACCAGAACAAGAAAUGCAAGAAUUUCGCAAGAUUUGGGGUUAAUUCUUGCUCUGUCUAGGGUAAUUCUUGACCACCAGAUGAUGGCUCUAGUCUCAGUCCGAAUUGUAAACUUGUAGAAAUGGCAUCUGUGCGCUCGUGUCAUGUUUCCAUCACUACAGUGUGUUUUCAGCACUACAGUGUGAGUUCUUUGUGCUUUAACAAUGUCCCCCAGAAAGAUGGUUAAAAGGGAUGGUGCUGCAAAGAAGAAAACAGGAAAGGUGAAUUCUAUGUUCGCAACAGGAAUGGGGGGCGAGCCUGGGCAUAUUGUAUGUAAUGUAUGCCUUCCUGGGCGUGAUUGACUCCCGUUCACCCUCCAUCUCGGAUGAUAUGUUGGGUUAGCUUCACGUUGGUGGUCGAAUGUAGUUCCGGUGCCUCGAGAAAAGGGAAACUGCGGCUGCUAAACACCGGGGCGAAGCCUACCCCUCGAGUGUAGCUAGUGAUUACGGAAGUCUCCAUAAGAACCAUAACUCAUUGAUUUAUGUUUCACAUUAUUUAUCAUCGCUAUUUGUUAGCAAAAUUACUUUAAUUCUAUUAAAAAUAACAUGUACAUUGAUUUUUAUAUAAAUAUUUUUGAGGUAUGGGACACAUUAAUGGGAUUUACAUUAAUUUCAAUGGGGAAACUCAUUUUAGUUUACGAGCGUUUUGGUGUGCGAGCAAUAUUCCGGAACGAAUUAAACUCGUAAACCGAGGUUUGACUAUUUUGCAUUAUGUUACGUGCAUUGCUCCCCAGGCAGGGAAAAUUUGAUCGAAAAUCGGGGAUUGGGGUUAUUUGAGUUCUGUGUACCAUCAUUUUGGGCAAUCAUCUGGCAUCACUUUCACGAAGUUUUAAAGCAAUCACUCCAUUCUAAGUAAUUUUCCUGAAUAUUUUACCAAAGUGGGCGUGGCGCACGUGAUAUUUAAAUCCCACGCACUGUGCUGGCAUUUUCCGCGUUUUCAUAGGUUUAGAAAUUUAUUUUUUGCAUUUUUUUGUUAUUGAGGCUAGUGAUGAAUAUGAUGAAUAUUGGCCAUUACCACCUACUAAGGCUGAGUCGGUCGGUCCUUCCUACUCCCCGGCAGUGGCACAUCUGCCUUCACAGAGAGCAGGUCUGUCAGAUGUCACUCGGGUUCCCCCCCCAAGAACUCGUUGCUCUCUGACCCUCACAAGUUCCCUGAAGGAUGGGGAUGCCUAGCAAAGGACUUAGAAAGAAAAGAGAACACCUUGAGAAAGCGAGAGUCACGCGGCACCCCGGAGCCUUCACCUGUCAACACCUCAGAAGAAGAAAUGAGGAACGAUAUUAUGUCAUCCUUUGAACACUGUUCAUCUACUGACGACAACCCAAAACACCACCUUUGUCCCAAAUCAACAGAUUCGUGGUGUUUUUAUCAAAAGGCUCUCGCAUUAGGGCAGGAACCAUCCAGCCACAGCACUAUGAAAAUUUCUUUUACCCUAGACGAUAAUCAGCUCCAACUUGUUCGUCAAGUAUAUGAGCGGCUGACAACGAACACAAUGAUGCAGAGAUGCCUCAAGGGAUUUACUCAAAACCCAAAUGAAUCUUUCCAUGGUAGAGUAUGGUUCUAUUGCCCCAAACACAUCUCUGCUUCCAAGAACAAGUUGGAUUUUGCUGCUGCGCGACGAGUGAAUAAAAUGCUGGGUAUGUGGAUGCCAACACUUAUCCACGUAUGGGGGUUCCACUCACUUCCACAGUGAGGAAGUAUUUAGAAAUGAAGGAUGCUGCAAUGGACAUCCCUCUAAAGAAAAAGAUGAGAGAUAAGCCCCUCCAGAGGGACCUCGACUACGUGCCAGGGGGCCACCGACCUGUCAGCCUUCAGCGAAAAUUGCCGUUUUCUCGUUUGGUAAGUUAUCAACAUUCAAGUAAAGAUUUCUCUCUUAUUUUUUGACAGAUUUUCAUGAUUCAUGCAGCAAAUUGUUUGUAAAUAAAAACACUACGUACGUGACAGAGUACAUUUUGCAUUUUCAUCAAGAUUAUUAUGUCAGCAAUUAUUUAAUAUACAGUAAAUGAGAUUUGGGGGGGAUAGUAGGAAAAAGUACAUAUAACAAUAAUAUGGAUAAUGAUAAGAAAAAAGUGAGUAAUCAGCCUUUUACUUUAACCAUUUGAGAAUUAAAGUAAACUUUUUGGGACUGAAUCUGAUCAUUGGUGUUUGCGUCAUCUUCAAUAAAAAAUAAAUAAAUAAAUAAAUAAAUAAAAAAAAAAAAAUCCUUGUCGCAGAUGUCAACUUCACCCCCAGACAACACCAUUCAGCAAGAAAAACACCUUCUAAAUAAAUCUGAAUUCACA
Eriocheir sinensis (Chinese mitten crab) is the source of this 6863-nucleotide messenger RNA. RefSeq names its product tripartite motif-containing protein 5-like. The transcript is spliced from 2 exons. The record is from RefSeq and is a predicted model, not a curated record. Gene Ontology annotation, biological process: protein ubiquitination. The coding region runs from base 1423 to 3069 and encodes 548 amino acids. Gene Ontology annotation, molecular function: ubiquitin protein ligase activity; metal ion binding. Lineage: Eukaryota; Metazoa; Arthropoda; Malacostraca; Decapoda; Varunidae.